Messenger RNA from Nymphalis io (European peacock), 2746 nucleotides. Its product is annotated as TBC1 domain family member 31. The record is from RefSeq and is a predicted model, not a curated record. Gene Ontology annotation, molecular function: protein binding. Lineage: Eukaryota; Metazoa; Arthropoda; Insecta; Lepidoptera; Nymphalidae. Bases 164 to 2602 code for a protein of 812 amino acids. Gene Ontology annotation, cellular component: centrosome. The transcript has 2 exons.
UUAUUGGUUGUUGACUUCGCUUGUCAAUGUCAAGGUAAUUGUUGAUGUUUUGUUUUGAAUGAAUCUCCGCCAAAUUUUAAAAUAUUAAAUAAACAAGGAUUCUAACGAAAGCAAUGGUUCUGAAAGUUAAUUAUAAUGUUUUUUUUGAAUAAUAAAAUUACAAAUGGCAACAGAAAAUCAAGGUGAUAAUAUAAAAAAAUAUGAAUUAAAGCUUAAAUCUAGGCCUAAAGAUGGAGUUAUAUUACAACUUCAUCACACGAUUCGAGGAUCGAAUGGAGAGAGCAGGCGUAUUCGCUUUACAAUUGGAAGCUUUGAAGACAUUCAAAAUAAGCUUGCAUGCGCCGAUAAUGUCGGCAAUAUUUUUCUCUUAAACUUUGCUGAUUUACAAUUCUGGAAACUGAAAAACUUUGGUCCAUGCACUGCAUUGCAAUUUGUUCCUUAUGAUCUGGAGACUCUAGUUGUCGCUACGACUAAAAAUUUGGAAAUUGUAUUUGUUGAUAGUGAAACUACAAAAGUUACGCUUACAUUGACAGGUCACACAGCUCCUAUAAAACAUAUUUCAUUUUCAAACAGCAAAAUUAACAAUUUACUCACAGCUAGUUCAGUUGAAGCUAUUCUGUGGGAACUUAAAAAUCAUACCAAAUACUUUACUCUGAACACUAAUUCUGGACCUCAAAUUCAACAGAUUUUAUUUACACCAUCUAGUGAAUAUUUGGUAGCAUGUUUCCAAAAUGAUACCGUUCAAAUUUGGAGACAUGAGACAAUGAAAUCUGUUAAACAAAUAAUACCGAAUGAGUUGAAGCACUUAAAGAAUGUUGCAUUCACUAUGAACGGCAGAGCAAUGGCCAUGGCCGGUCUGGCACCUGUGUUGAUCUUAUUCAGUUUGGAUACAUGGAAAGCAUUAAAAUCUAUUGAUUUGCUAAAAUACAAUAUUUCAGGCGUUCAACAACUUUAUUUUAUACCUCAAAUGUUUGAUGGAGGUAGUAAUAAAAUUCUAGCCCUGUUGAGCAGCGACUGUAUUUUAUAUUUCUUUGACAUUGAAGCACUAAAGAUGACACAUAAAAUUCAUCCAGAGUCAUCAGGAAUAAGAAAAUUUGUUGUAAGUCCUACUGGGAAACAUUUUCUUUGUAUUUUACAACAAGGUGAAGUUAAUAUUUACAAUUCAUCUUAUGUCAUGGAGUAUGCCCAAAGUUCAUUUGAUGAAAAAAUAUUGGAAAAGAUGCCUUGUUCUUCAAUAUCUCGCAAAUGUGUGGAACAUUCAUCCAAAAGAGUCGAAGUCCAGCAAAGAAUGAGAAUCUGUAUGGACAGUGCUAGAUUGAGAAGAAUUUUAAUGCAGUAUGGAGAGUAUCCUGAUAAGUUUCGCUCAAUAAUUUGGAGAUCAUUACUAGUUACCCCAAGAAAUAAAACAGCUUAUUCAGUUUUAGUUGAUAAAGGAAUUCAUCCUGCUUAUAAAGACAUUGAGAACCAAUUUACUAUUCAUAGCUCUGUUACUCUAAAGAACUUAAAAAGGCUUCUCUCUUGCCUUGCUCAUUGGUGUCCUUUAUUUGGAGUAAUGAAAUUUCUACCAAGUUUUGUAUUUCCAUUUGUAAAAGUACUCCAAAAAGAUCCUCUUUUAUUGUUUGAAAGUGUAGCAACAGUUUUCUUAAAUCAAUGUCAACUUUGGUUUGAAUAUGCUCCCUUUCCUCCAAUUAGUAUCUUAGCAAUGAUUGAGAAUAUACUAGCCGAACAUGAUCAACAAUUAUUAAAUCAUUUUUGUGAUUUGGGAGUGACAAGUCAGACAUAUGCAUUAAAAAUUUUAGAAACAGCUUUCAGUGAAGUUUUGACAUGCUCAGAAUGGUUAAUACUUUGGGAUCAUAUUCUAAGCAAUGAACCAGCUUUUAUUUUAAUGGCUGUUGUUUCCUACAAUAUUGUACAAAAAAAUGCCCUUAGAAGAUUACAGAGUCAUGAGCAGUUCGAAAAAUUUUUUCACAUGCAAAAUCCAAUUGACAAAAAGUCUUUUUUAAAGAAAACAUAUGUUUUACUAAAUGACACAAGUGAUGAGAUACAUCCUAGAAGAUUUUUCAAAACUUUCAUGGCUCUCGACAAGGGCACUUGCUAUCAACAAUUUACUGGUUAUCCAAAAGCAACAAUUUGCCUUAAAUUAGCCAAGAAAACAGGACGAAAAGCACGGAAAACAGAUAAAUAUAGCCUGAGAGAACUCACAACAAGAACUCAGGAAAAAGAAAUAAAUAAAAAGGGCUCAACUAAAAAUGACUCUAUAGAAAUUGAUAACAGUUCUGAAACUGAUUUGGAAGAAUAUGAUAAUCUCCUUGAUAGGCAAAUCAAAGCUAACAAGAAAAAUGCUCACCACAGCCAAGGUAAUGGAGAUCAUAGCAGUGCAAUAAAAGAUGAUUUAAUUAAUAGAAUAAAUUAUCCAACAGCUAAAUAUUCUCAUAAAAGUAAACGAAAAACUUAUAAUAAAACAAGUAAAAGAGAUUGUACAAACUGUAAAGCCUCUUCGAAUCUAAAACCAAAUAAGAGAACAUCAGAAAAAAAUACACUGAAUAAGGAAGUUGAGAAAUUGAUUAAAACUUGCAAUAACUCUGAUAGGUCACAGGAUUAAACAGUACGCAGGCCUCGGUAUUGUGGACUUCACAUUGCUAAAUUUCUUUCUUGAAGAACUGAGAUUGGCAUUAGCGUCAAUAGUUGUUUUAGCCACUCUUACAGGUGUUGUUACUAUUCUCGGCUUGAAUAAACCUAAAACAUA